AUGUUUAAUAAACAACGAUAUAAUAGAGAUAAACAAUGUUAUGAAGUUAAAGAUAAAAAUAGCAGUUCUAUCAAAUUAUCUGAUCUAAUUCUUUAUAUUAGAGAUCAUAAUAGAUUUGAACCUUAUUCUCUUUCUGAUGUUUUACAUUUGAAAUCAGAUUUAUCUGAAUAUGUAUUACAAUCAUUAAAUACACUUGAAUACUUACCUUUUGAAACAAGAAAUGUUGAAGUAAAUAAAUGUAAAGGAAUAAAUCACUCUUAUUGGUAUGCUGAUUUCGAAGCUUCUACUCAAGGUUAUCAUAAUCCAUAUCGUGUUUGUUAUUCUAAAAGAGGUGAAGAUAAAAUUUAUAAUAAAUAUGGCAAAGAUUGUGCUUAUGAUUUCUUAUGUGAUUUACCUCAUAAUGCUGUUUGUUAUUUUCAUAAUCUUAAAUAUGAUGGUUCAUUCCUUGCUAGAUAUGGUGUUAAUAGAUGUAUUAAGAAAUCAGGUAAAAUCAUGCAAAUGACUCUUAAAUUCCAAGGUAAACAAUUAACUUUUAAAGAUUCUUAUGCUUUAAAUUCUACAUCAUUAGCAUCUUUUCCAAAGAUGUUUGAUUUAUCUAAUAUUCAAAAAGAGAUUUAUCCAUAUAACUAUUUCAAUAAGGUUAAUAUCGAAAAUAAUAUUGGUACUAUAUUAGAAGCUGAUAAAUAUGAAAUAAAACCAUGGACUGAAGAACAAUUUGAACUAUUUAAUGAAAAGAUUGAUAAAAUUGAAAAUUGUAAAACUUAUGAAUUUCAAUCUGAUAUGAAAGCUUAUUGUGUUUUCUACUGUAAUCAAGAUGUUAAAAAUUUAAAACAAGGUCAUUCUAUAUUUAGAGAUAUGUGUUUAGAAUAUUUAAAUAUUGAUGUCGAUAAAGUAAUUUCAGCAGCUAGUCUAGCUAAUACUUACUUCAAACAUAAUGUAUAUUCAAAGAUAGAUAAUUUAAAAGAAUAUGGUGGUAAAGUUAGAGAAUUUAUUCAAGGAGCUAUUUAUGGAGGUAGAUGUAUGACUAGAGAUAAUAAAAAGUGGUAUGUAAAUGAUGAAUUGUAUGAUAAUGAUGCUUGUUCAUUAUAUCUAAGUGCUAUUAAUAGAUUAAAAUUAGCAACUGGUUCUCCAAUUGUUAUUACUGAAGACAUGUUACAAAAUAACUACUUAUUAGAACAUUUAAUGGAAGAACAACAAUUAGAGCCUACAGAAUUAUAA
Entamoeba invadens IP1 is the source of this 1218-nucleotide messenger RNA. RefSeq lists its product as hypothetical. The coding region runs from base 1 to 1218 and encodes 405 amino acids. Gene Ontology annotation, biological process: DNA replication. The record is from RefSeq and is a predicted model, not a curated record. The transcript has a single exon. Lineage: Eukaryota; Evosea; Mastigamoebida; Endamoebidae. Gene Ontology annotation, molecular function: DNA-directed DNA polymerase activity; DNA binding; nucleotide binding.